UCUGGAAUUUUCUCGAACUGCCGUAGCAACAGAAACCGUCCUUGAGCUUCUGAUUGGACUGCACGAUUGUUUGUUUCGCCAGCGAUUGGUUGCUGUGUUACAAAUGGAUCUGGUGAAACACACAGGCGGCUGCCACUGUGGGGCUGUAAGAUUUGAAGUCCUAAGUUCCCCAGACCUCCAUGUUUUCCAAUGCAACUGUAGCAUUUGCACAAAGAAACAAAACCAUCAUUUCAUUGUUCCAAAGAAUCACUUCACACUCUUACAGGGGUCAGAUUAUCUGAUCACAUACACUUUUAACACUCACGUUGCUAAACACACCUUCUGUAAGACUUGUGGAGUUCAAAGUUUCUACACUCCACGCUCCAACCCUGACGGCUACGGCGUUGCUCCACACUGUCUGGAUCCAGGUACUGUCCGCAGCGUCACAGUGGAUAAGUUUUGUGGGGAGAAGUGGGAAGAAAGCUUGCAAGCUCACAAGAGCAUCAGAGAUAUGUCUAAACCUGAAGCAGACGCACAGCUGAAAAACACAAUGACAACACUGUGAUUUAAGAAUCAAGCUUAUUUUAAUCAUCAGUAUCAAAAAUGUUUUACAGUAUUUU
Trematomus bernacchii (emerald rockcod) is the source of this 599-nucleotide messenger RNA. RefSeq names its product centromere protein V (gene cenpv). Bases 104 to 544 code for a protein of 146 amino acids. Lineage: Eukaryota; Metazoa; Chordata; Actinopteri; Perciformes; Nototheniidae. The record is from RefSeq and is a predicted model, not a curated record. The transcript has 5 exons. Gene Ontology annotation, molecular function: carbon-sulfur lyase activity.